Messenger RNA from Exophiala aquamarina CBS 119918, 3366 nucleotides. RefSeq lists its product as uncharacterized. Gene Ontology annotation, cellular component: nucleus. Lineage: Eukaryota; Fungi; Ascomycota; Eurotiomycetes; Chaetothyriales; Herpotrichiellaceae. The transcript has a single exon. The record is from RefSeq and is a predicted model, not a curated record. The coding region runs from base 1 to 3366 and encodes 1121 amino acids. Gene Ontology annotation, molecular function: methyltransferase activity.
AUGGUCCUCCCACUACGUUAUGAGAUUUCGUCCUCGUCAGAUCAUAAUACUGAUGGCCGAGUGUCACAACGACCGCCUUUGAGGCGCUGUCGUCCCCCUGUUGUUGAAGUACUUAGUGAAAGCGAAGACGAAGACUAUGAAUACCUAAGCUUUGCUGAAGAUGACGAGAACGGUUCCUGUGGAAGCCUUUCAUGCCCUUCAUCAAGUGAGGAGGAGCUAGAUUCGACCGAAAGCGAUCUUGCAGAUGAAUCGGCUGGUAGACACGACGGCGAUUCUGACGCAGAAGAAGAUCUGGCGGUCUGGCAAGAAUCAGAUGGUAUCAAUUUCUCCGAAGAAGACGGACCUUUUCCUUGCGUCGAUCAAAGCUUGGAGGGGGAGCUUGCCGAGCUCAGGAGACAGCUUCUGAAGCUCGAGUCAGCAGAGGCUCUCAGGGUGUAUUAUCCACCAGUGUUAUCUGGAAACUCCAUUCCAGCGCCAUUAAUCGUGGAGGAAGCAGCUGCUUUAGAAGAACUCACUGCUUUGGAUCCUGAGUGUGACGGAGGGUCUGAUGACUAUUUCUUCGAAUUAGAUCUUUACGAUUUCUGCGUAUAUCGAUCACCAAGACACCCAAAUGGGAGCCAAGGCCAGUAUGAGUCUCUACACAUCGUCACGACCAAUCCUAAGAUUGGCCACUGGGUUGUUGAAGGUGCUUUGAGAAGCCAGAACCAACAGCGGCGUAUUCGGGGCUUCAUUGACCGUGUGAGCAUUGGAAACUAUGAAAAUAUUUGCACGCACACCACCUCAGGGGCUGUAUGGAUCAAGACUGAACUCAGCUCAAAACAGCGCUAUUGGUAUCGACUCAAGGAGCCUGCUGGAGGCUACAGAAUGCUCUGGCAUGAUUUCCUGUGGUUGGCGGACUUCACCAAGUAUUUUAUCGACUACCUUCAUGAGUCCUCCAAGAAAAAACUAGUUGUGUCUCUGUUGGAUUUUAAGUCGAAUUUCUGGACUCAGUUAAAGGAAUGGCACGGUGACUCUCUUCAAAGCUGGAGAAAACAACGCGAGGAAAGUCCCCGGAAGCCGCUUGACUUCAGAAAGGAUGUUCUUUGGUACCGUCAAUUUCUUAAUCAUCAGGUCGACUCUCUCUGUCAAGAUGACGCCAAUCACGAGAGAUUCCAGCAGCCAGUCUGGAAUGAGAUCGGAGUUGUUCCUUCAAGUUACGAUCAGGGAGCUGAGGCUAAGGAUGAGAAUACUGUCGUUACCCCGAAUGUCGCGGCAUGUUUCCAUGAGAAAUUUCCUCACUGGCAAGAUGAACAUAAACUGCUAGAUAUGGUUUAUAUUUGUCCCGAGGUAGAAAAGUUCAGACGGGGACGCCGUCAGCACUGGGGCUUACCAGACAAGUUUUCCGUUGAUCAAACACCAUACUUUGUGAUUUGCAACGGUUCAGGCUCUAGCAUGGCAAACACAAAGAUAUCACUGGUAGACCAUCUACUCGAGCAGGCAAGUGCGAAAAAUGACCCAGUCCAGUUACGUGCAAGUGAAUUAUUGGAGAAGAUUGUCAUAGUUCGGAUGUAUAGCGACAAAAGGGCCGAAUACCUGUUCUACUACGCUUGGGUUCGAGAAGUUGUCACACAAACAAAGCUGGCAGUUGUGUGGCUCUUUCGGUCUUCCGAAACACUCUGUGGAACAGGCUUCUACCCAAUUGGCAACGAACUCUUUUUUAGCAGUGAAUGCAACUGCGAACCUGUGCUUGCUAGUGAUGUGGUGGAUGUUAUCAGUGCUUCUGCAUUCAGCGAUCGAGCAACAAAUGGUGCCGUCUUGUUUGUCCACAGCCUCUUCGAUGAGGAUCAGCAGAUUCAUCUAACUGCGGACAUGAAUAAGCUCAUCUGCCGUUGUCAGCAAAGAUUUCAUGUAUCACCCAAGAAAAUACCCCAGCCUGCUCCCACCCAGCGACAGGGAGUACCUCAGCUCUCUACCACUGAGUUAUACUCUGGAGCGGGAUUUCUUGGACAUUCCAUGGCUGCGACCGGCUACAUCAAACCAGUGGUAGCCAUUGAGUGCUGUGAAACAGCAGCCCUUACCUACAAGGCAAAUGAUGAACUCGAUGUCACCAAAGUGAUCACUGCCUCCGUCAAUACUUGUCUUCUCAAAAUUAUGACUGGGGAAGAGCCAAUUCGUCCUACGGAAUGCAUCAUUGCCGGGUGUCCCUGCCAAGGAUUUUCCUUACUGAACUCGAAUAAAUUGACACGCAAAUCUCAAAAGAACUGCUCACUUCUUGCACAUACAUUGACUUGGUUUGAAGUUUUUCUACCAGCUUAUGGUCUCAUCGAAAAUGUACCUAACAUGGAUAGUCUUGAUCCAAAUCCAUGUGAGCAGGCUAUUUGUUAUCUUGUUGCGCUCGGCUACCAAGUACGAAAGAUAUUCCCAGUCGAUUCGACACUAGGAGGGGCUUCCUCAAGGAAAAGGCUCAUUAUCAUGGUCGCUGCACCUAACGCCAUUCUUCCAGCAGGCUUGAACCAGACUCAUGGUGAUGGACAUGGCCAAAUGAAGACGCGGACCUGUGAAGAGGUAAUCUCUGACCUGGAACCGCUCGCAAACGAUACUGUCCUAAAUGUCUCUAACCCGGACCAUAUACCACUACAUCGAUUCAAAAUUGACUUUAAAAAUAAUGUCAAUCUUCGAGAUGUCGUGGAGAGGAUACCAACUAAGCCAGUUAACCUCGGUGUCGCACAGGCGUACCGGUUAGGCCGCUUAUCGCCAUCUCAACGCGCAUGGUUCUGCACACUUUCGAAAGAAAAACAAUCAAAGUCAAGCAAGUCUUUAAGACGUAUCAACAGGUACAAGCCUUUCAGAACUGUGUGUACCGUGAUCAGCCCACUCGAUGCCAGACAUGGUGGAGAAAUGCUCCACUACGAACAGAAUCGAGCCAACUCUAUUUUAGAAGCGCGGCGUGCUAUGGGUGUGCCCGACUGUUUUAUAAUGAUGGGAAGCAUUAUAGAACAAUAUAAAUUGCUCGGAAAUGGUGUCCCGUGGGCCCUUGGUGCGGCUUUAGGUCGUUCAGUUGGCAAGGCAUGGGUUGGCACCAUAAAUAAACGCCCGUGGCUCUCGAACACCGCCCCCGAUGUGUCCACUAGACCGGCAAAUAAUUCUGUCUCUUGGAUUGCCCCUAAGAAUGUCCAUCCUCAUGGGUCAGCGCCGAUGCUCCCCAACAGAUCAAGCCCAGGCGUUAAAGAGGAAAUCGACUUGGAAGACAGAGGGAAAAUGGUGCAGACGAUCAAAAAGCGAGCGAGAUACGUCUUAUCUGACGAUUAUGACGACGGCGACAAUGACGACAAUGAUCCAGACAUCGAGGUACUGUGUGAGCGACCCGUCCCAAAGCGCGUCCGAUAA